AUGCGGUACACCUGGGUGUCCAUUUGUCAGCCCCUCCUUCUUCGCCCACAUCGCAAAGGAGUUUCUGGGGGACCCAGUUACUGGAGGAAGCUGGAUCCUCUACGAUGUUAACAAGCAGCGCGUCGUCUGAUUCCCGCGAGAGUAGAACGCAAGCCAAAAGUGGCUUCCACCCUAAGAGGUUUCUCCUUUGCUGCAUUUUGGAUUCAAGAGGAAAGCUGUACUACGAAUUGCUCAUGGAAGGCCAUACCGUCACCGCUCCCUGUUACACUGGUCAGCUGCAGAAACUUACGCAAUCCGUUUGAGAAAAACUGCCUAGACGAACUUCGGUGCUCCUCCUCCAUGACAGGCUCCUCACAUAGGCAAAUAAACCUGUGCAAAAUUUCAGUGCUGAGCUUGCUCCCUCAAAUUACCCCUUGUUCCGGCACCUCGAGGCUUUCCUAG
Molecule: messenger RNA, 441 nt
Organism: Haemonchus placei
Lineage: Eukaryota; Metazoa; Nematoda; Chromadorea; Rhabditida; Trichostrongylidae
Source: the annotation of a GenBank genome assembly